This is a messenger RNA of Ficedula albicollis (Collared flycatcher), 1177 nucleotides long. RefSeq lists its product as uncharacterized. NCBI's taxonomy places the organism in Eukaryota, Metazoa, Chordata, Aves, Passeriformes, Muscicapidae. The coding region runs from base 66 to 1028 and encodes 320 amino acids. The record is from RefSeq and is a predicted model, not a curated record. The transcript has 2 exons.
AGGUGCUGCCGGUGAUGGGAACCCCGCACAAAUCCCUGAUGGGAGCCGGGCAGGGCUGAGCUGGGAUGGGCACAGGGACACUGAGGGCGCACCUGGAAUGCUGCAGGAGGAGAGCGCGGGCUGCGGGAUCGCCGGGAUUUCCUCAGCUGCUUCCACGGCUGGGGUUAAUUAAUGACUCAUUAAAGCCCCUCCCCGAGGCUUUGCCGUCGUCGGGACUCGGGGCGCAGCAUUCCCAGAGGGACCUGGGGAGACCUUGGGGCUCCCGGGGCCUGAAGGAGUUUCAGGUGAGCCGGAGAGGGGUUGGGGACAAGGGAUGGAGGGACAGGACCCUGCCGGAGGGAUGGACGGACGGGAUUUUGGGAAGGAAUUCCCAGAGAAGCUGUGGCUGCCCCUGGAUCCCGGGAAUUUUCAGAGCCGGGUUUGGAGCGGCCCCAUCCCGCUGCUGCUCCGCAAUUCCGAGCUUUGGAUCCUUCUCCGGCUCCGUCCCCUCGCCACAAUCCCCCAAAAAACUCCCCAAAAACCCCUCGGGGCAUUCCCCACCUUUGCGUGCCAUUAACCGCAACCCCGGGCUGGAAUUGCCGAGCCCGGAGCUGCCCCGGCAGCCGCAGGGACCUGUCCCUGCUUUCUGCAGCACUUCCUUAAAUAAUCUGCUUUCCCCAACACUUAACCUCGGGAUCCUCCCCUUGGAACGCGGGCGAGUCUGGCGCGCACUCGCCGGACCACCCUGGGAAGCAAAUCCCGAUAAUUUAUGGAGAGGCUCAGCUGAGAACAGCCCUGGUGGGUUUUUUUUUUGUUGUUGUUGUUGGUUUUGUUGUUUUGUUUUUUUUUUUCCUUUCUGUCCUGACUAUAAAUUUUUUCACGGAGUUUACAGAACACCAGCAGAAGCUGGCGACGCCAGGGAGGCUUUCAGAACCUGCCUGGGCGUCGGGAUCAAAGCAGCAGCGAUCCCCUUCCUCACCGGGGGCGCGGGGAACGUCCAGGGGCCCCCAGGAUCCCAGAGCCAGCCCAGGAAUGUCAAGCGGGGCUAAGUGCUCGCCCCAGCGGCACUGCCGGACAAAAGGCGACACUUGGGGACAUUAAAUCGCUCAGGGACAGUCAAGGACUCUUCAAAGCGGCUGCGAAUUGUGUGGCCAAGCUGGGAAACACGAGGCACAGGCUCCUGCUGGCCCGGGCGCGC